Messenger RNA from Miniopterus natalensis, 1079 nucleotides. RefSeq names its product sulfotransferase family 2B member 1 (gene SULT2B1). The record is from RefSeq and is a predicted model, not a curated record. Gene Ontology annotation, molecular function: sulfotransferase activity. NCBI's taxonomy places the organism in Eukaryota, Metazoa, Chordata, Mammalia, Chiroptera, Miniopteridae.
GGCUGCUGCAGGCGCGGCUGCUGGUCCCUGAGCCGCCGUCGCUCCCCGCGUCCUCCCCUCCCCACCCUCGCCCGCCUGCCAUGGACGGGCCCGCGGAGCCCCGGCCCCCGGCCCUGUGGGGCACCUACGAGAACAACAUCUCGGAAAUCAGCCAGAAGUUGUCAGGCGAAUAUUUCCGGUACAAAGGCGUCCCCUUCCCCGUGGGCAUCUACUCGCCCGAGAGCAUCAGCAUCACGGAGAACGCCGAGGUGCAGGACGACGACAUCUUCAUCGUCACCUACCCCAAGUCAGGCACCAAUUGGAUGAUCGAGAUCCUCAGCUUAAUCAUAAAGGACGGAGACCCCUCCUGGAUCCGCUCGGUGCCCAUCUGGAAGCGGGCGCCCUGGUGUGAGACCAUCAUGGGUGCCUUCAGCCUCUCGGACCUGUCCAGCCCCCGCCUCAUGAGUUCCCACCUCCCCAUCCAGCUCUUCACAAAGGCCUUCUUCAACUCCAAGGCCAAGGUGAUUUACAUGGGCCGGAACCCCCGGGAUGUGGCGGUGUCGCUCUAUCAUUACUCCAAGAUCGCCGGGCAGUUGAAGGACCCCGGCACACCCGACCAGUUCCUACAGAACUUCCUCAAGGGCGAAGUGCAGUUCGGCUCCUGGUUCGACCACAUUAAAGGCUGGAUUCGGAUGCAGGGCAAAGAGAACUUCCUGUUUAUCACCUACGAGGAGCUGCAGGAGGAUCUCCCCGGCUCCGUGCAGCGCGUCUGCCAGUUCCUGGGCCGGCCGCUGGGCGAGGAGGCGCUGGGCUCCGUCGUGGCACACUCGGCCUUCAAUGCCAUGAAGGCCAAUGCCAUGUCCAACUUCAGUCUGCUGCCCCCCAGCCUGCUGGACCAGCGCCACGGUGCCUUCCUCCGGAAAGGGGUCUGCGGAGACUGGAAGAACCACUUUACGGUGGCGCAGAGCGAGGCCUUCGACCGUGUCUACCGCGAGCAGAUGCGGGGGAUGCCCACCUUCCCCUGGGACGAGGACCCCGAGGAGGCCAGUCCGGACCCCGACCCCAGCCCAGCCCAGGCCUCCGAGCACCCCCAUCCGUGA